GGAGGAGCUCGAACGAUGCGUCAGUUAAGUAAUGGCUCCCGUGUUGAUCGCGUCGCUGCCUCGUUCUCUCGCAACCUGUGUUAGAUAUGGUCAGGGGAAAAGUAAAAUAUGCUGGAGUCUGAGCAGCAGGCCCAUCGGUGCCCUGGGCAUCCGUUACAAGUCAACGCCGGCAGCGGCCUCGUUGGUGAACGAGAACGCUGCCGUGGACACAGCCUCUCAAGAUGACAAAGAUAAGGACCCCCUCGACCUGACCUUCUGUGAUUACCGAAACGCCUUUAAGAGCAAGACGAAUUUCGAAUUGUUUCGAGCGCUGUUUGUCUUCCACUUGUGCAGCAUACAGCCCCUGGUCGAUAACAAUGCGAAGCUGAUGAAACUGGGCCAGAAGGUGCUGGGGAAGCGCCUGUUCGCCGCCCUCAUGAAGGCCACCUUCUACGGCCACUUCGUCGCCGGCGAGGACCAGAUCAAGAUCCAACCGACGCUGGAGAGGCUCAGGUCCUUCGGCGUCAAGAGCAUUCUCGAUUACUCGGUGGAGGAGGACAUUAGCUCCGAAGACGCCGAGGAGCGAGAGAUGGAGUCCUGCCGCUCGACGCGCUGGAGGAAGCGGCCGCCCCGGAAGACCCGCUCGCCCAGAUGGUAUUAUUGAAUGGCAGCUGUUCCCCCGUCUUCUCGUUGUGUCCCAGAGUUGUGUGGCUAUUUAACGUUAGCUCUUAUGUUCCCUGACACCGCGGCUGUACAAAAUAAUGAGACUAACUUUGGCCGGCCUGGUGCGCGGACUUUGAUGUAAGCACAACCACUUAGGUGUAGUCGGCCCCAAACCAGUAGACCUGUAACCUCUGUGGGCGGAAGGCCUCCACUUUAAUGGCGCUUGGUGCUUUAAAAGCUACUUAGUUACAUCUCACCGCUAAGUCGAGUUUCAUUCUUUCCUGAUAGAAUUCAUCUUACGUGCUCGACCCACACGAGUUACCUAAUUAUUAUUUUUUAGUAGAGGGUCAAAUUCAGAUCCCGGAAAUCAAAAUUUAUGAAGCAACGAAGCAUCAGAUAUCUCCCAUUUGAUCUUAAUGUAGAUGCAAACAAAAUGCAGAGCCAACAGUUUACGUUUCCCGCGACAGCUGUGUUUCGGAAAACGCCGUUGGGCACUGUUGGCAAACCAGUCCAUUGAGAAAAUAGUUGAAAGUGCGCCACGGGAGAGCAGGAGGCGUGCCAGUACUCACGGAGGAAUGAGAGAAAAAAGAGAAUCGGUCUCCUUAUUUUGUAAAGCCACCCACUUUUCGUGAUGGCGUGGCCCUCUAAUGCAGCCAACAUUUGAGUGCCGGUGUUUGUGGUGACUUCCUUGCAGAGCCCCCCCGCCGCGCCCCCCGCCGUGCCCCCCGCCGUCUGUGCUGUCUGGCAACCUGUCGCCGCUUUGUUCCAUUUCUAAUACUGGAUUUGUUACUAUUAACUUCGUUUAUUAAACCCAUGUGAUGAGGGGAAUUUUGGUGCUGUUAAACUGCCCUUCAGCAGGUCAAAGGCAGGCCAAAUGUGAGGGAAGGUCUGAAUAAUGACCUUGUGACAUAUGAGCCAGUGUUUGUGUUUGCUGGAGUCACAGAGUAGGUAGGUUACACGGGGGAAAAAGACAAACAGAUAGACUGUUAUUUCUAAGAGCCAAUACACAUUUUGUCAGAAGUUUGGUGAAUUCAGUACUAUGUUUAUACAAGUGUUAUUUCAGGUACAUGGUAUUAGAAAUCAAAGAAGUAUCAACUUUUACCAACUCCCAAAUGACUGGAUAAGUUGUGUUGGGUUAAAACAUUUUUCGUCAGAUUUCAUUACUAUUACUACAGACAACGCAGUUACGAAGCUUGAUGAUAUAAAUCAUUUAUUUUGUUAUUUUUUUCUCGCCAGUCAUUCUUAAUCUUUAUAUUAACCAACGCAUCUAUCAGACGAAGCUUUUUUUUUCUUGUAGAGUAAACAACGCUAGGCAGCCUUUGCAUUACUGAAACUCUGUCUCUCUUUCUCUCUGUCUCUGUCUCUCUCUGUCUCUCUCUGUCUCUCUCUGUCUCUCUCUGUCUCUCUCUGUCUC
Molecule: messenger RNA, 2056 nt
Organism: Penaeus chinensis
Lineage: Eukaryota; Metazoa; Arthropoda; Malacostraca; Decapoda; Penaeidae
Product: proline dehydrogenase 1, mitochondrial-like
Exons: 3
Coding region: 32-643 (203 amino acids)
Cellular component (GO): mitochondrion
Molecular function (GO): FAD binding; proline dehydrogenase activity
Source: RefSeq, a predicted model, not a curated record